CGCAGUCCUGAUAUUAGUCAUCUUCCCCGUCCUGCCCGCGGCGGCCGUCAGCGUGAGCGCCAGCGAUGAAAUCUCCCCCGUCCCGCUCGCGGCGCCCCCACGCCAUUCCUUCUUUCCAUCCACCGUCGGGGGAGCGAGGGAGCGAGAGCAUGGCGAGCGGGGGCAGGGUGGAUCUAGACGGCGGCGCCGUGCCGCCGCUCACCAUCUGCAUGAUCGGCACCGGCGGCUUCAUCGGCUCCCACCUCUGCGAGAAGCUCAUGGCCGAGACCCCCCACGUCGUCCUCGCCGUCGACGUCUACUCCGACAAGAUCCGCCACCUCGUCGAGCCGCCGCCUCCCCACCUCGCCAGACACAUCUCCUUCCACCACCUCAACAUCAAGAACGACCCCCGCCUCAAGGGCCUCGUCAAGAUGGCCGAUCUGGUACUUCCCCUCCCUCCCUCCCCUCGCGGAUCGAGUCGCGGCGCCGCAGCCCCUGCACCUACACGACGGCGCCCUGGAGACCCGAGGAAGUCGGACCAGAAGACGGAUCCCAAGCCGGCGGGGACGAGUCCAGAGCCGAUCCAGGAGCCGCGCGUCGAGGAGGCCCGUGGCUGCGGCGGUUUCGCUUUCCUCUGCGCCCUCGCUGGACAACAAGGAGGCCAUUACUGGAAUCUCCAUGCCGAUGGGGUCCGACAAGCUCUACUCUGGCAGUGCCGACGGCUCUGUUCGCGUAAGGGACGACAAAUCUGGCAAGGUAGCUGGGCUAUCCGCUCUUGGCAUUCCCCUCAGACUCGUUAUGCUCAGUUCACCUUUGAGGUCAUGUCUCUAUUGAUUCCUGCAUUACGUGUGGCGGUUGAGUUCUGCUGCCUGUUCAAUUGGGGAUUAACUCUGGUUGCUUGAGGUGGUUGAUGUGCCGAUGGGCUCAAAUUGUGCAUCGUCUAUGAUGGUUGAUGUGUGCUGACUGCUUGAUCAACUGAGGAGCUCCUCUAAUUCCUCUGUGCGCCUGAUGUAUCCGUUGGUUCAGAUCAGGUUGUCAUUUGGCACGCCUGGGGUUGAGGACAUGUCAGAUUGAUUUGCCUUGGAGGCUUUUCGCCUGUUUGUCGUGAUCAGUGUACACGAGAUCAGUUUCGGGAGGCGAUCAGGCUGGUUACCUGACAGGCAAAACUCUCUGCGGUUAAAGUUGCACUCUGAUUGCCAGAUGGCCAUAUGUUUAAUAGCAAGAAAAAAAGAGUAAAAAAGAAAGGGAAAAACGAGAGAUGAGCUUUAAGAAGAGAAGAUUCUUCAGGAAAAA
Molecule: messenger RNA, 1272 nt
Organism: Hordeum vulgare subsp. vulgare (domesticated barley)
Lineage: Eukaryota; Viridiplantae; Streptophyta; Magnoliopsida; Poales; Poaceae
Exons: 2
Coding region: 66-881 (271 amino acids)
Source: RefSeq, a predicted model, not a curated record